AUGGACGGAUACGAUGCUCCCGCCAUGCGGUUCUCCACGGAGAACGACUAUGAGGGCGGAGAGUUUGGUGAAGAUGGCGAGUUCUACGCGCUGGGGCAGAAGAAGGGAAAGAGGCAGAGCAAGAACUCAGCGAUCUAUGGCGUGUUCCAUGAAGACAGCGACGAGGACGAUGGGGGAGCGUUCAAGAAGAGCUACUCGGCCCCGAUGGGCUUCGUGAGCGGAGGGCUGAAGGGAAGCGAGCUGAACAAGGAGGAGAAGAGCGACGAGGAGGGCAGCGGAGGAUCGUAUGAGAGCGACGAGGGCGACGAGGAUCAGCAUGUGGGUCUGGGAGCGAGGAGAAGGUUUGGCAAGCGGAAGGAGGAGGAGGAGGAGGAGGAGGAGCGGGUGCCGCAGCGGGAGGCAGAGCUACCUACCUCUUUCGGAGCGCAGAAGGAGAAGGAGGAGAAGAAGCCGGCGAGCAAGGACGUUGACUAUGAAUCUCUCCAUCGCCUCAAGUCCAUGGAUGCGGGAGGAAAAGCGUUCAAGAUGCUGCAGAAGAUGGGGUACAAGGGAGGAGGGUUGGGCAAGGACGGGUCGGGUAUUUCCAAGGCCAUUGAGGCCAAGAAACGCGUGAAGCUGGAGGGUCUAGGAGUGCGGCCGGAGCACAAACAGGAGCUGAAGAAGGAGAAGGAGGAGGAGGAGGAGGGGAAGAAGAAGAAGAAGAAGAUCAAGAGGGAGUACAACUGGAAGAUAGACGUAGGGGACGUGAAGCCUAAGAAGAAGAAGAAAGUUUACAAGACAGCAGAAGAGAUCCAGGAGGAGGCGGAGGAGCUGGGGGCUGGGAGCCUUGGGGGCGGGGAGCCGAAGCAUGUUGCGAUUGUGGACAUGCGAGGAAAACAGGCCAAGCUGGUGACUGGAGGACAAAUAGGAGCAUUUGAAGAUGUCGAUGCAGACGAAGCUUUCACUCUCCCUCUUGUUCACAACAUCGCAGUGCUGGUCGAGGGCGCAGAGAAUGACAUCUUUAGAACACAAAGGAUUCUUAACACAGAGAAGGACAACAUGAUAACUUUAGAGCAUGAGAAGGAAGUUGUUGAGAACAGGUUGAAGGAGCAGGAGUAUCACCUGACUCGUCUUGAAGAAGUCAUCGCAAUGAUCGACAGGUCUACCAUCGUUCCAUGUCAAGACAAGAGAUGA
Molecule: messenger RNA, 1173 nt
Organism: Guillardia theta CCMP2712
Lineage: Eukaryota; Cryptophyceae; Pyrenomonadales; Geminigeraceae
Exons: 6
Coding region: 1-1173 (390 amino acids)
Biological process (GO): spliceosomal complex disassembly
Cellular component (GO): U2-type post-mRNA release spliceosomal complex
Molecular function (GO): nucleic acid binding
Source: RefSeq, a predicted model, not a curated record